AUGUGUGGGUGCCCCCUCUUUGCCUGGUGUGCGGUGGUGUGGGGACUGAGCAUGCGCAGAGUGAAGGGCCUGAGAAUGAGGGGUCUGCCGCGCGUGCUGUCGCCAGAUGUGGAGCUGGGGGGAUCUGCACAUCUCAGGGCUCAGGACAGGAAGCGUGUGGGGUCCCUGGACGUGGGCCCUUUGUCCUCUAAUGCCCAUGUCAACAGCACCAUGGGGCCUUUGUGCGGGCCCCGUCCCCUGCUUUUGUGCGGCCCCUCGGAGGAUCUCAUGGUCCAGGACUGGCCCAUGCACUAUCUGGGUUAA
Messenger RNA from Knipowitschia caucasica, 303 nucleotides. NCBI's taxonomy places the organism in Eukaryota, Metazoa, Chordata, Actinopteri, Gobiiformes, Gobiidae. The record is from the annotation of a GenBank genome assembly.